AUGAAUCGGAAGACAAUCACAGUGAAAGUGGGAGGUCAUGUGAUGGUUAACGGGCCGGUGACCCCGAUCCCCGUCAAGGCGAAACCCACCACCAUAGACGCCAUCGUUCCACAGGUUCCUGUCGGCGAACCUCCGGCCGGCUUCCGGGACAUCUUGCUGCGGGACGGUCCUGAGGCUUUCGCCAAGGCGGUGCGGAACCACCAGGGCCUGCUGCUGACCGACACCACCUUCCGGGAUGCCCACCAGUCCCUGCUGGCCACCCGCGUACGCACGCACGACCUGAAGCUCAUCUCUCCCUACGUGGCUCACAACAUGCACCAACUCUUCAGCAUCGAGAACUGGGGAGGGGCAACGUUCGACGUGGCCAUGCGAUUCCUGUACGAGUGUCCGUGGCAACGGUUGCAAGAAAUGCGCGAGCUCGUGCCCAACAUCCCCUUCCAGAUGUUGUUGCGGGGAGCCAACGCAGUGGGGUACACCAACUACCCUGACAACACCGUCUACAAGUUCUGCGAGGUUGCGAAGGAGAAUGGCAUGGACAUUUUCCGGGUGUUCGACUCACUGAACUACCUGCCCAACAUGAUCCUGGGCAUGGAGGCUGCGGGGAACGCUGGUGGGGUGGUGGAAGCUGCCAUCUCCUACACUGGGGACGUCUGUGACCCGCUACGCACCAAGUACUCGCUGGACUACUACCUGGCACUGGCCAAGGAGCUGGUGGCUGCCGGCACGCACAUACUCUGCAUCAAGGUAAGGGCAUCGUGCCCACACACACACACGCACCGUGCUCCUGUGCGUUAG
Molecule: messenger RNA, 795 nt
Organism: Amblyraja radiata (thorny skate)
Lineage: Eukaryota; Metazoa; Chordata; Chondrichthyes; Rajiformes; Rajidae
Product: pyruvate carboxylase, mitochondrial-like
Exons: 6
Coding region: 1-795 (264 amino acids)
Biological process (GO): gluconeogenesis; pyruvate metabolic process
Cellular component (GO): cytoplasm
Molecular function (GO): pyruvate carboxylase activity
Source: RefSeq, a predicted model, not a curated record